Lontra canadensis (Northern American river otter) is the source of this 5529-nucleotide messenger RNA. RefSeq names its product slingshot protein phosphatase 1 (gene SSH1). Gene Ontology annotation, biological process: protein dephosphorylation; actin cytoskeleton organization; negative regulation of actin filament polymerization. Gene Ontology annotation, molecular function: actin binding; protein tyrosine/serine/threonine phosphatase activity. The record is from RefSeq and is a predicted model, not a curated record. The transcript has 15 exons. NCBI's taxonomy places the organism in Eukaryota, Metazoa, Chordata, Mammalia, Carnivora, Mustelidae. Gene Ontology annotation, cellular component: cytoplasm. Bases 62 to 3232 code for a protein of 1056 amino acids.
GCGGCGGCGGCGGAGGCUCUAGCCCGAGGCCUCGGCGGCGCCCUUGCGCUGCACUGCAGCCAUGGCCCUGGUGACCCUGCAGCGCUCGCCCACGCCCAGCGCCGCCUCCUCCUCGGCCAGCAACAGCGAGUUGGAGGCUGGCAGCGAUGAAGAGCGAAAGGUAAACCUCAGCUUAAGUGAGAGCUUUUUCAUGGUGAAAGGAGCAGCCCUCUUCUUACAGCAGGGAAACAGCCCUCAAAGCCAGCGAAGUCUCCAGCAUCCCCACAAACAUGCAGGUGACUUGCCCCAACAUCUUCAAGUAAUGAUCAACCUUCUGCGUUGUGAAGAUCGGAUCAAGCUGGCCGUGCGUUUGGAGAGCGCCUGGGCGGAGCGGGCCCGGUACAUGGUGGUGGUGGACAGCAGCGGGCGCCAGGACACGGAGGAGAGCAUCUUGCUGGGAGUCGACUUUUCCAGUAAGGAAAGUAAAAGCUGCACCAUCGGGAUGGUUCUCCGGCUGUGGAGCGACACGAAAAUCCACCUUGAUGGAGACGGGGGCUUCAGCGUCAGCACAGCAGGACGGAUGCACGUCUUUAAGCCCGUAUCCGUCCAGGCCAUGUGGUCUGCCCUGCAGGUCCUUCACAAGGCCUGCGAAGUGGCGCGCAGACACAACUACUUCCCUGGCGGUGUGGCGCUCGUCUGGGCCACAUACUACGAGAGCUGCAUCAGCUCGGAUCAGAGCUGCAUCAAUGAGUGGAACGCCAUGCAGGACCUGGAGUCCACACGACCUGACUCCCCGGCCCUGUUUGUGGACAAGCCAACCGAAGGGGAAAGGACUGAGCGCGUCAUCAGGGCCAAGCUCCGCAGCAUCAUGAUGAGCCGGGAUCUAGAAAACGUGACCUCGAAAGAAAUCCGUAAUGAAUUAGAGACGCAAAUGAACUGUAACUUGAAAGAAUUCAAGGAAUUCAUUGACAAUGAGAUGCUCCUUAUCUUGGGACAGAUGGACAAGCCCUCCCUCAUCUUCGACCACCUUUAUCUCGGCUCUGAAUGGAAUGCAUCCAAUCUGGAGGAACUGCAGGGCUCAGGUGUGGACUACAUUCUAAAUGUCACCAGGGAAAUAGAUAAUUUUUUUCCUGGCUUAUUUGCAUAUCAUAACAUCCGAGUCUAUGACGAAGAGACAACAGACCUUCUUGCCCACUGGAAUGAAGCGUACCAUUUCAUAAACAAAGCAAAGAGGAACCGUUCCAAGUGCCUGGUACAUUGCAAAAUGGGUGUCAGCCGAUCUGCCUCCACGGUCAUAGCCUAUGCAAUGAAGGAAUUUGGCUGGCCUCUGGAAAAAGCGUACAACUACGUGAAGCAGAAGCGCAGCAUUACACGGCCCAACGCAGGCUUCAUGAGGCAGCUGUCUGAGUAUGAAGGCAUCUUGGACGCGAGCAAACAACGGCACAACAAGUUGUGGCGCCAGCAGAGCGAGACCUGCCUCCAGCAGCCGUUGGAUGGCCCAGCAGGGUCUGGGGACUUUUUGCCGGAGACUUUGGACGGCGCCCCGGAGGCCCGGCUGCCCUGCCUGGACGAUGCUGCCCAGCCCGGCUUCCCAGACAGCGGCACUCCAGGGGGACCCACUCUCCCCUGCUGCUUCCGGCGGCUCUCAGACCCCCUCCUGCAUUCCCCCAGCGACGAAACUGGCAGCCUGGUCCACCUGGAGGAUCUGGAGAGGGAUGCCCUUUUGGAGGAACCAGCCGAGCCGGCCGAGGCACACACACCAGCCAGACAUCCCCAGGAAGCUUCUGGACUCUGCGAGAAGGAAGUGAAGAAGAAGCUGGAGUUUGGGAGCCCCAAGGUCCUGAGUGGCUCCUCGCCGCAGGUGGAGGAGAUGGAAGGGGAGGAGGUCCCGGGAGCAGGGCAGUGGGGACGGCCCCCACCCCAGCUCGAGAAAAGCCUGCUCAACCGGGAGAACCUUAACAACAACAACAGCAAGAGGAGCUGCCCAGAGGACUUCGAGCACGAUGCUAUAUUUGGGAUCCUUAACAAGGUGAAGCCUUCCUACAAGUCAUGUGCUGACUGCGUGUACCCUAUAGCCAGCGGGACUCCCGAGGCCUUCAGGGAGCGGAGUGAGAACCCCGGAGCUCCUGCCAUCUGUACCCAGCCAACCUUCCUGCCGCACCUCACAUCCUCCCCUGUGGCCCACACGUCCAGCAGGUCCCGAGCUUUAGAGAAACUGGCCUCUGGCCCCAGCGAAAGUCCCCCAUUCCUACCACCAGCAGGCUCAAGGAAGUCAGACAUCGGUGGCUCCGGGGCCGCAGCUGCUCCAGAACUACCAGCUAGCCUUCUGGAACCUUCCAGAGAAACCCAAAAAGUCCUGCCAAAGUCCCUCCUUUUGAAGAAUUCUCACUGUGAUAAGAACCCUCCAAGCAUGGACGUAACGAAGGAUGACUCACAACCCAAGAAAGACCCGAAACCGGCCAAGGACCUGCGGCUUCUGUUCAGCAAAGAAGCUGAUAAGCCGACAAGUAACAGCUACCUGAUGCAACACCAGGAAUCCAUCAUUCAGCUGCAGAAGGCGGGCUUGGUCCGAAAGCACACCAAAGAACUGGAGAGGCUGAAGGGCACGCUCGCAGACCCUGUGUCUCCCUGCAGGGAUGGCCCCGCCAGCAGGCUAGAAGCCAGCAUCCCCGAGGAGAACCCUGAUCUGGCUCCUGUCCCGCCGCUGGGGCCCCCAGCUCUGCCCAGCCUCUCGGGGAGCAAUGAGAAGUCAGAGGCCAUCCCCACUCCAUUCGAAGUCGCCCCACCCAAGAGCCCCAGUCCCUUCCUCUGCCGCCUGGAUCACGCCAGUCACUUCUCAAAAGACUUCCUAAAGACCAUCUGUUACACUCCCACGUCGUCCUCCAUGAGCUCCAACCUGACGCGGAGCUCCAGCAGCGACAGCAUCCACAGCGUCCGAGGCAAGCCGGGCCUGGUGAAGCAGCGGACGCAGGAGAUCGAGACCCGGCUCCGGCUGGCGGGCCUCACCGUCUCAUCCCCACUGAAACGCUCACACUCUCUGGCCAAGCUUGGAAGUCUCAACUUCUCAACAGAGGACCUGUCCGGUGAGCCAGAUGCGUCCACCCUCACCGACUCCCGGGACGCCCAGUCGAGCGAGUCUUCCUUCUUGCGUGAGCCCCAGGCACCCCCAGGGAACCCAGCUGUGACCUCUCGGCCAUCAGGGAAACCUGCUUCAGAACACUUGAGAAGCCCCUCGUGGACGAGCAGAAGCUGACCGGCCUCUUGCUGUUUUUACUCAGACGUGCGUUUCCACCGGUUCCUCCCUGUGUCUCACUGUGGGUUUCGGCCGUGAUGUCUCCUAAACAAGUGACAUUCUAACUCUUCCCACUCUCUCUGCAGAGAGGAGGAGAGGAAAGAGAAGAACCCAGCACAAGGAGAAGGGGGGGGUGCCAGUCAGGUGGCCCGGGAGAGCCAGAAGCCAUCGGCCAGUAGAUAAAGAACUCUGCUCCCCAAGCCCUGUGUUUUCAGGAAGAAUCCUGUUUUUAAAAAGAGCAUACACAGACAUGCACACACUCCCCGAACACUGCGUAUGCACCAUGAAGGCUACACGACCACGGCGCAUGUUCCUAGCUCAUUCAGGCCCUCACGGGGAAGCCCUUGGAUGGCAGUAUGAAGUCCUACCUCUGUUCUUGCUGUGCUUUUUAUUUUUUAAAAUAUAGUCGUGACCAAGGCUCUUUCCAGGGAAUAAUGCUGUGUCAGAAAAGGUUUUUCCAAAAGAGAUUUUUUUUUUAAUUCUUAUUUUUUCGGUGGGGACCCCCCAAAAAAGUCCUAAGUUGACUACAUGCAACACCGCUAGGUAAAGUCAGAACAGGCUGUCGAAUGCUGUCGUUGGACCGACCCUGUGGUGCGUGGAGAUGAUCAGUGCAGCUGAAUUCCUUGUCCUGGUGUGUGGUCCCAGCAGAGUGGUGUGCGUCCGGCCAGUACUGGGGUGAGGGGGGGAUGUGUAUAUGUGACGUCCUCAGUCAUUGCUAAUGGUGACAUGUAAGUUGCCCCCAGUCUGGGGAGAAGGACCCAGGGAGCAUCACUGCGUCUCCUCUGCUGCUGAACCUGAUGUGGUUGCCUUGAGGCUUUGAGAGAGCUCGAGUGUAUGUGGCGGGGGUGGUGGGUCUAAGACCGGGAUUGUCCUGCCAGGAGCCCUUGGGCCCAUGAGGUCACAGGAGCAGGUUCAGGGAGGAAAGGGGGCUCUAAGCAGUCGUGAGCCGCUCUGCUGGCCCCUCUCUAGGAACAGCCCUGCCACAGCUUCUCGGAGAAAUGAGACCAUUGAAAAGCUUCAUAGAUGUUUACAGUCGCCGCUUCCUUUGAUGAGGUACUGCUCCGUCUCUCUCGCCCUUCCUGGCGGUGAGGACAGAGUGGAAGAGGGCUCUGUACUCCUGGCUGGGGCUCUGGGAGGCCCCUUUCAGAAUCAGGUGAGCUGCGCCCAUCACAUAGCCACGGGCUCCGGGCGUGGAUGGAGGGAGUCCGCUGGUGUUGGUCAGUAAGACAGGCUGUUGAAAGUAUUUUGGAGAAAGAGAGAGAAAAAAAUAAAAGAUGCUUGGUAGUAAGACAGAAAGGUUUCAUCCAGGGAGUCCGCAAACUCUAGUAACGGACCCUUGAGCUAAGAAGCUUUUAUGUUUUUAAGGGCUUGUUAAAAACAACAAUCUAAUAUGCAGCAGGGACCGUGUAGCCUGCACAGGCUGAGAUACUCCUGAUCCAGCCCUUUAGAGAAAAGGUUCGCUGACCCUUGGUUCCACAACACAGGGCUGCCCAAGGCCCUCCAGAAAGAAACUGCCAAAUUCGAAGGCCUGCCCUGGCCCUUGGACACCUGAGGCCCAGGCCUUGUCUUCUCCCGACCCAGACCUUGCCCGCCCAACCCCCAUGUGCUGUCCCGCAGGGUAGGGGUAGGCCCGGAGGUGCGGGGUGCUGCCGGCCGAUAGUUGCCCAAAGUAUAGUGUGCACUGAGCUGUCCGCUGGAUUUAUUCAGUCAAACUAGAAGCCUUUGGCGCCGACCACGCUCAGAAAGUGGCCGAAGGAGCUGCCAUCUCGGAUCUUACAGUGGUCAGAUCUGGGUUAGGGUUAGGGCACCAUAGGCAGGGUUUUCAGGGACGAGGGCAGACAGGGGGGUGGUCCACAUUUCAGCUAGUGGGUGGAGUUUGUGCAGAAACACUCUCUCCAGGAACUUUUCCUCCCCAAUGUUGUUGGUUUUUGUUUUGUUUUGUUUUUUAAAUCAUAAUGUUAUUUGAUAGGAAUUUGUUUUCCCACCCCUGUCAUUCGAAAUCAGCUUAAAGGGUGAUUAUCUACUACUUCCUAGAAACCCUGUUGGGUUCCCCUUCCACUCCCUGCCCCCGGCCAAAAGAAACAUCAUUCUCAAAAAAUGUAACCGAGUUCAGUAUAUGUUUUGCCAAAUGAAACUUUGCAUUGUGGCUCCAUUUUUGUGUCAAACGAUCCUUUAGAUUUGAUGCUUGACAGGCUUAUGUUGCUCUUCUAACCUCACGUGUCUGGUGUGUGGGAACAAUAUAUUUUUGCAAACUUUAA